Molecule: messenger RNA, 4323 nt
Organism: Plasmodium gallinaceum
Lineage: Eukaryota; Apicomplexa; Aconoidasida; Haemosporida; Plasmodiidae
Gene: VPS18
Product: vacuolar protein sorting-associated protein 18, putative
Exons: 1
Coding region: 1-4323 (1440 amino acids)
Biological process (GO): organelle fusion; vacuole organization; endosome organization
Cellular component (GO): HOPS complex; endosome
Molecular function (GO): protein-macromolecule adaptor activity
Source: RefSeq, a predicted model, not a curated record
AUGAAUAAAUCAGACAAAAAGUUUAUUUUAAAACUAUUUAAAAUUAAAAAUGGAAAUAUAAAUUUAUUAAAAAACAGAAUAACUCAUUUUAGUAUUAAUAAUAAAUGUAUACACAUAGUAUUAUGUAACAACACACUCAUAAAGUAUUAUGUGGAAGAAAAUGAAUUAUCUUAUAUUGACUUUUAUAAUAAAAAAACAACAAAUAAUAAAGCUGAAAUAAGAUCAAUAUAUUUUGAUAAUAAUUGUUAUCAUGGUUUUAUUUGCUUAGCUAAUAAAGAGUAUAUAUAUGUUCAUUUUGAAAAUAAUAUCAUAAAAAAUUUAUUAAAAUUAAAAAAAUAUAAUAUCAAAUGUUUAUGUUUUAAUAAUUAUAGUGAAAUAAAAAAUACUUAUCCUUUUGUUAUAGGUACAAAAAAUGGAGAAAUUAUUGAAAUGUGUAUAAGCAAUAAAGCAAAAAAUAAAGAACAUGAAGUCAUAUUUUGCAAUGAAAAUUUAUCCAUUCUUGAUAUAAAUAUGUUAAAUAUUAACAUUAAUGAAACUAAUGAAAUUUUAAGAAUUAUAUAUUUUACUACAAGCAACUGUUUACAUGAAUUAAGCUAUAUAAUUAAAAAUAAUAAAAUUUAUAAUUCUGAAAAAAAUGAAUCAAACUUUGAUGAAAAUAAAAAUAAAGAAAAAAAUUUUAUUGGAAAUUCAGGACAAGAAACAAAAGUGUAUGAAAGCUGUAUUGAUUCAUUGUGUUCUAUUUUAAAAAUUGAGAAUAUUAAAAAUAAAAAUUAUUUAUUUUGGCUAAAUGGAUGCUGUAUAUUUAUUAGCAAAAUUAAUAAUCAUAAAGAAAAAGUAUAUUUUAGAGAUAAUUGUAGAAAAUUAAAAUAUAUGAACAAUAAAACAUUUGAUUAUACCAAUGAAAAUGAUUACUUCUCUUAUUCAUCUUCAUCAGAUGAUUCUUAUGAUGAUAUUGAUAUCAUAUCUUUUAACGAAGAAGAUGAAACAAAAGAGAAAAAUAAAAAAUAUAUAAACAAAAAAAAAAAAUAUAGAAAUAAUUAUUUUAGUAAGGAUGAAGAAUAUAUGAAUAAAUUAAAUAAGGAAUUUUAUUUAGACAGUAAUUAUAUUAUUGUAAAUUUCUUAGAUUUAAAUAUAUUUACAAAUGAUAAUAUAAACAGCUCAAUUUUUACCAAGUCAUUUUAUAAAUCCAUGAAUUACAAAUUUGAUAAAAUAUCAGAUAAUUCUAAUGAUUAUAAUUUUCAGAAAGAAAAAAAUAAAUUAAAUGAAAAUACUAAUGAAUUAAUGAAUUAUGAAAAAAAAGUGUCUACUAUAAUAGAUAUGUGUAUAAAUAAUUUCUACAUUUUCCUAUUAUUGGAAGAAAAAUUAAUUAUUAUUAAUAAUGUAAAUUUUAAAAAAGUAUACGAACAAACGUUAUCUAUAGAAACAUACGGACAAGUUAUAAGAAUAAUGAAAGAUAAUUUUGAUGAUCAAGUAUGGUUAAGCACAUCUAAGUAUAUAUUUAAAAUUUUAAUAAAUAAAAAUAAUAAUAAUGAUAUGAUUUAUUUACAUCUUAAAAAAAGAAAUUACAAACAAAUAUUAGAAUCUGGUAAUAAUAGUGAAAAAGUUAAAAUAAAAAAAUAUCUACUAAAAAAUAAUAAAUAUGCCUUAGAUCAAUAUAAAUACACACAAACAAAUAAUGAAGAAAUGUUAAUAUCUUUUUUGCAUAAAAAGCAAUAUUUUCUUUUAUCUAAUUUUUUAUAUAAUAAUAUUCAUUGUUUUAAUAAUAUUGUUAGAAUUGCUUUAUUUAUAUGGUUAAUUCAACUUUACGUUUACUCAAUUGACUUAUAUAAUUAUUUAUAUUGUGCUACUUCCUAUCAUUAUUCUCCUGAUGAGAAAAAAAAAAUUAUUUCAUAUAAUCAAUUAGAAAACUCAGAAGAUAAAGUUAAACAGGAUGGAAAAGAGUUAAACAAUUUUUCAGAUGAAUCGAAGGAAAGUUUAGAUACUUCUAAUAAAAGUAUACAAGAAUCUGAUGAAUUUCUAGAAGAAUCAGAUGAAUAUUUAGAAGAAUCAGAUGAAUUUCUAGAUGAAUCAAAUGAAUUUCUAGAAGAAUCAAAUAAAUUUCUAGAAGGAUCAAAUGAAUUUCUAGAAGCAAUAGAUGAAUGUUUAGAAAAGGAAUAUGAAAAUUUUGAUCAUUUAAGUGAUAGCAUUCAAAAAUCAAGUGAGACUUUACAAGAUUCACUAGAUGAAAAUCAUAAAAAAUUAAAUAAAAAUGAAGAAGAACAAAAUAAUUGUUAUAUAGAAGCAGAAAAAAAGAUAAUUAAAAAAGAACCUAACAUAAAACAUAUAUCAAAUGCGAAAAAUAUAGAAGAACAAUAUAUGAAUCACUUAAGUGAUAAAGAUGUUUGUUUGAAUAAUUUUGAUAAAAGAAAUUAUAAUAAUAGCAAUGUUGGUAGUAAUAAUAAUAGUGAUAAUAAUAGAAAAUAUUGUACAAAUAUUUCUAGUGAUUAUAAUACUGAAAUAAAAAAAUUUAAAGAAAAUUAUAAAUAUUUAAAAAAUAAUAAAAAUUCUUUCAUUUUAUUUUUCGAAAAACUAAUAAAUGAGGAAGAAAAAAAAGAAUAUAAGAAUAAUUUUGAUUUUUCUAAAGAAAAAAAAAUAAAUAUUAAAACAUUAACAGAAAGUGAUAAUUUUUAUAUUUUAUUAAAAAUAUAUAAAAUGAAAAAUGUGGAAAUUUUUAGUUUUUUAAAAAAUCAAUGGAAUCUUAUUAUGAGUGAAAUAGAAAAAUAUAAAAAAUGUUUCUCAAAUAAUAAUAAAUAUGCAAAUUAUGAAAAAGAUUACAUAAAAAUCAAAAAGAAAUUAUAUAAACAUAUAUACACAUAUAAAUGUCUUGAAGUAUGUUGUUAUAUAAUAAUACUGAUAAAACAUUUUAAAAAUUUUUUUCAAUUAAAUGAAGUUGUCUUUGAUAUAUUUCAAAGUUUUAACAAAAUUAAUUUUUUAUUGUUAUACAAAUUUAUAAACAAUGAUUAUAAUUAUAUUAUAAAAUAUUAUAUUAAUAACAAUAAAUAUAAUUUGUUAUUUAAUGUAAUUAUAUUAUUUCCUCAAAAUGUCUUAUUAGAUGUUUUACGAGAGCAUGCCUUUAUAUUAUUUCUUCAUAAACCACAAAGAUUUGUUGAUUUAUUAAUUUUUUAUGAUAACUUAAUAGAUGACUAUUCUAAUAUAAUUAUAUGUAUGUUUAUAAUUAUUUUUUUUUUUAAAAAUUAUAAUAAAAAUGAAGAAAAAAAGCAAAAAAAAAAUAGCAAAUGUAAUAAUAUAUACUUGAAACACUUUAAUGCAUGUAUAAAAUUUUUAGAAUAUGCAUCCGAUAAAUUGAUUGAAGAAAAUAUAUUAGAAAAAAAAGAAAAUUAUGUUUAUACUUUUGAGUGUACAUGGAAAAAUAAUUAUAUCAUAAAUUGUUUGCUUAUUUUAUAUAUAGAAAAAGAUGAAAAUGAAAAAAUUAAAAAUUUUUUAAAUAGACUAAAAUCAGCAUCUACUCAUUUUGAUUAUUUGUUUAUUAUAAGAUUCUUAAAAGAAAAAAAUAAAGAAAAUUUUAUUCCUCAUAUUUAUAUUUUAAUGAAGUAUUAUGAAGAAGCAGUUGAAAAGGCAUUAGAAUUAAAUGAUUACAAAAUUGCGAAAAGUGCUGUUUUAUUGUGUGAUGAUGAGGAAGAAAAAAAAAAAUUAUUUCUGAAGAUAAUUAAGCAUGUUUCAAAAAAUUUAAAUGAUAAAAAUUUAAAAGAAAUAAUAAAUCUUGUAAGAGAUUCUAAUUCUAUAUUAAAUUUGCAUGAUAUUUUACCUUAUAUCAAUGAAAAUACCAUAAUAGAAUAUUUAAAAAAAGAUAUAUGUUCUUUAUUGGGUACAUAUAAUUUAAAGAUAAAAGCAAAAAAAGAAGAGAUUAAAGAAAAUUUACAAAGAAUAGAAUUAUUAAAUAAAGAUAUUAAAAAUGUUAGAAAAAAGCAUAUUGUUUUAGAUAAAAAUGAUAUAUGUUUUAUAUGUAAAAAAACUAUAUAUUACAAAAAAUUUUAUGUAUUUUCAUGCAACCAUUACUUUCAUAGUGUUUGUGCGCUUAAUAUUUAUUUAAAUUCUAAAUCUAAAGAGGAAUUAUUUCAAUUUUUCUCUAUUCUUCAUCAUUACAAAAAUUCUCUUAUUAAUCAAGAAGACAAAGAUACAUUAAUUUAUGAAAUGAAAAUUGAUGAUAUAUUAACUGAAGAAUGUUUUAUAUGUGGUAGUUUUUCUAUAAAUUCCGUUUUUCAAAAUUUUAUUUGUCAAAAUGAAUAUGAAUUAAUUGAUAGUUGGAGCAUAUCAAAAGAUUAA